Misgurnus anguillicaudatus (oriental weatherfish) is the source of this 2139-nucleotide messenger RNA. It is a transcript of the gene mtnr1al, whose product is annotated as melatonin receptor type 1A like. Gene Ontology annotation, biological process: G protein-coupled receptor signaling pathway. Gene Ontology annotation, cellular component: plasma membrane. Gene Ontology annotation, molecular function: melatonin receptor activity. The record is from RefSeq and is a predicted model, not a curated record. NCBI's taxonomy places the organism in Eukaryota, Metazoa, Chordata, Actinopteri, Cypriniformes, Cobitidae.
AUCACACAUGGUAAAUUAUCUAUAUGCUUAGUUUAUAGACAGCACAUUCAAAGAAACCUUUUGCAAUAAAACAAAAUCAAAAACUAUAUUAUAAUGGAAAAAAAUAUUUUUAGGCUUUAAUACUGCCAUUAUUUCGUUAUGUGCCUACUUAGAUUUCAAAUCUGCAGAGCUGGUGUUUUAGGAUGCGCACCUGCUCACAUGUCAGUGUGAUAGAGUCAUCAGGUGCCUCACAUGAUCAGCUCGAGCAUCCUCAGCAUCAGCAUCCAGCUUCACACGGAUGCAAGUCAAUCAGCGCACACGCUUAUAUAAAUCCAUUUCUGGCAGCGAAGGUAAACGGAUCUCCAUCUGGAUUCCCGAUCACACAAGAACUAUAAAGUCGAAAUAUUUUGGACACAGCACUAUGAACGCAGAUGGAUGAAUGCACACUACUACUGUAUUUUAGAUGCACGUGCAUCAGAUUUAUGAAUGGGCGUCUGUUAUCCAGGGCACAUCAGAAGUUCACCGACCAAAGAUACGCGCUGGAUUAUAAAUGUCCAUCCGCUCGCCAAACACAAACGAAAUAUUAUUUUCAUUUAAUCCAAAUGCGUCGUUGUGGCAGCUGGCAACUCUUUGCGUUUUGAUUGAACAUCCUUACAAUUAACAAGAAGUGUCGUAAUCCCCCCAAAAGUAUCGCGAUAUUGACAUUAGAACGAUCUAAAUGUCGUCCUUUCAUUGACAUAAUUUCUAUUUAAAUGACUCGCAGUCUACGGCGCGCGUCAGUGUUUAACGCGCACAGCAGCCGCUCUCUUUCUGAAUGAACCCAAUGCUCCACAGAUGCGCGCGCACCGGAGGACAGUACUCCUCACCGCUGUCCCGUGAUGAUAAAUUGAGGAUGGUGGAGGGAACGGAUGCCUUUUUGAGGAACAUUUCUACCGGAAACCGGGACAGCAAGUAUCUCUCUUUUCCCUGGGUGGUGACUUUACUCUCCAGCGUGCUCAUCACCACCAUUAUAGUUGAUGUACUGGGCAACCUGUUGGUCAUUGUGUCAGUCUUCAGAAACCGAAAACUCAGGAAGGCAGGCAAUGCCUUUGUGGUGAGUUUGGCAGUAGCAGAUCUGGUAGUGGCCAUCUAUCCGUACCCAUUAGUGUUAACAGCAAUCUUCCAUGACCGCUGGAUUGCCGGUGAUAUUCAUUGUCAAAUCAGCGGCUUCCUAAUGGGACUCAGUGUUAUUGGCUCUAUUUUCAACAUCACAGGUAUCGCCAUCAACCGUUACUGUUACAUCUGCCACAGCCUUAAAUACGACAAGCUCUUUUCCAACAAGAAUACAGCAUGUUACGUCAUUUUGGUCUGGAUGCUGACUAUCCUGGCAAUCGUUCCAAACUGGUUCGUGGAGUCCCUGCAGUACGACCCACGAGUGUACUCGUGCACCUUCGCCCAAUCGGUGAGCUCGCUGUACACUAUCACGGUAGUGGUGGUACACUUCAUUGUGCCCAUCGGUAUCGUCACAUACUGCUACCUGCGCAUCUGGAUCCUUGUUAUAGAGGUCCGCAAACGGGUCAAGCCCGACAGUCGGCCCAAGAUCAAGCCUCAGGACUUUCGAAACUUUCUCACCAUGUUUGUGGUGUUCGUGCUGUUUGCCGUCUGCUGGGCUCCUCUGAACUUCAUAGGCUUGGCGGUGGCCAUCCACCCCGGACUGGGUCAAGCCAUACCAGAGUGGCUCUUCACAGCCAGUUAUUUCAUGGCAUACUUUAACAGCUGUCUAAAUGGCGUGAUAUAUGGAGUGUUAAACAACAACUUUCGAAAAGAGUAUAAAAGGAUUGUACUUGCGAUUUUCAAGUUUCACUGUUAAAAGUUUUUGCGAGGAGACAACCACUGUGUUUUUCAUAAAUUGCCGAGUUAUGGUGUGAGGCCUAAAGUAUACUUUACUUUUACACAUAUGUCAGGGUCAACGUACAGUGCAUGUAACACAAAUUUUGUCAUCAGUAUAAUACAUGCACUGCCAGAUUUUUGUAACCGUGCAUACUUUGUACCUGCAGUAUGUAGGCUAGGAGAAGUGAAGAGUUUGGUUCCAAAAUGCAAUAAAUCCAUUUUGACUCAUUUCGGUAAAAGCACGUUUUCUAUACCAAGAAAGUGACAAGAUGAAAACCACUAUUUUCUGUU